Ciona intestinalis (vase tunicate) is the source of this 1568-nucleotide messenger RNA. Its product is annotated as monocarboxylate transporter 2. Gene Ontology annotation, biological process: monocarboxylic acid transport; transmembrane transport. NCBI's taxonomy places the organism in Eukaryota, Metazoa, Chordata, Ascidiacea, Phlebobranchia, Cionidae. The record is from RefSeq and is a predicted model, not a curated record. Gene Ontology annotation, cellular component: basolateral plasma membrane. Gene Ontology annotation, molecular function: monocarboxylic acid transmembrane transporter activity.
ACUGUAGAAAUCUGUAUUAAUAAAUGGUUUACAUUUAAGAAGUGUAACAUUGCACAAGCAAUGUCAAGAAUGCCAUGGCAAAUAUGAGACUUGAUAUAUAUGAUGCACAGGGAUACAAACAUAGGUUUUAUAUUAUGGUUAGGUGUACGCUGAAGAAUGAGACUAAACUGAAAAAGCCUCCGAAUGGAGGUUGGGGUUGGGUGGUGGUAUUCGCUUCUUUCUGUGUCGACGCUAUAGCCUUCGCUGUGGGCAAAGGACUUGGCAUGUUUUUCACUGGAAUCAAAGAAGAAUUUAACGCCAGCAACAGUGAAGUGUCAUUGGUAUUGUCUCUCUUCUUUGCCUGUAUGGGCUUUGCAGGUCUCGUCGUUGGAGUUUUAAUUGAGAUUUUGGACGUGCGGAAGAUCCUUCUUUUGUGCGGGGUGGUUUCAUGUGGCGGCCUUACCAUGUGUGCAUUCAGUCCAAGUAUAGGGUUUAUGUACAUCGGCUCAGUGUUAAGUGGUCUUGCUUGCGGCAGUGCAUUUAUUGCCUCGUCUUCCCACACUGUUAUCUACUUCAGUACUUUGAUGCCUUUAGCAAAUGGUAUUGUUCUUACCGGUUCGCCAAUCGGAGCGACUUUCGUUCCUUACUUCAACAAGUUCUUGUUGUCAGAAUACGGGUGGCGUGGGGGGUUGCUUAUUCUUGCUGGCAUAAGUUUGAAUUUUAGCUCGUUCGGUGCUCUAGUGCGCCCCAUAGCGAUUGCAAAAGUAGAGACAGCAGUGAAAGAAGCGCAUGAGCGAGUCUCCAAUGGAAGCAGAGUUUUUGCGGCUUUAAAAAAGUAUUGGUUGGCACUGUUGUUCUUGUUUUUUAACGUUUUGUUCGCACUUGCUGCAUUUGUACCAAACGUCUACAUCGUGCCGUUUGCCGAAUCGAAAAACUAUUCGGAAUCAGACUGCGCGCUCUUUCUGUCGCUGAUUUCGGUCGGAGACAUUUUUUGCCGACCUCUUGCUGGGGCGAUACUUACCAAAAGCGACUUGUGCAAGAAGCACAUUCUAUCUCUUGUAGCAUUUCUAAUGAUUUUAUUUUCGGCGGCUCAGCUUUUAUUGGUCCACUGUUCAAGUUUCUUCUGUUUGGUGCUUUAUACUUCACUGUACGGUUGCUUAUACGGGUCUGCAUGUACUGCCACUAUGAUUGCCAUGCCGCUGCUGGUAGGCAAACAAAACCUGGAGAGAUAUUACGGUGCUUUCUUUACAGUUGGUGGUGUUUCUACUUUGAUCGGCGUUCCAUUUGCUGGUUCUCUGGUGGACGCACACGGACGUUUUGAAGAUGUUUUCUUAUACGCUUUUGUGUGCACUUUCGCUGGUGGCAUUUACGUUCUUAUAUUAAGCUUUUUAAAAUGCUGUAAAUCGGACCAAGAAACUGUAGUUGUUUCAUAGUAACAUCAACGAAUGUUUUUUUUUAUGUCAAAUAUUGCGCACACUUUGGCUGCAGGUAUUUUUGUGAUGUAAUACACAGUGAAGUUCAUGACACAAUUAACGUACUUAGUUAUAAUCGGUAAUUUGUUCAUAUUAAUACAAUUACUUAAGAGUUAA